AUGAGGAUGAGGAUGAGGAUGAUGACGACCCGGGAGAACAACAGUAACGACAAGAACGAGACAAAGGAGGAGGAGGAAGAAUACGAAGAAGACAAAGAAGAAGAAGAAGAAGGAAAGAAGAAUACGAGGACGAUGACGCUUCUAAAAGUCGGGAGUCGUUUGAAGAACGCUUCGAGUAUAGACGAAAUCCUACCGACUGAUGCGUUGUUGCACGUCAUCUCCUUCUUACCGAACGGCGCGGAUGUGUUUAAAUUCGCCUGCACGAAUAAGAAGUUAUAUCGAAUGCUCGUGGAAAACGACCGAGAGGAUGAGAAAAUAUGGAAACGUUUGUGCAAGAAACAGGAGGAUACGUUUAGUUUAGGAGGAAGAAAUGGACGCGCGAGAGAGGAUUUAGUCGUCGGCCUCGAGAACAUAAACCAUGGCAGAAGAGGAAGAAGACAAUCACAAUCACAAUCACAACAACAACGAAGAGGAAGAGGACUUUUAGGAAGAGAAACGAAACCUUCGGCGUCCUUCAGCCAAAGUGCGCGAGAAGAUGAGAAAAAAUUGUCGAAGGGUUGGAGGAAAAGAAGAAGAAACAGAGCAGCGUUUAUGGCACUAGCGGCAAAGGAAAAGAAGAGGAACGAGGAGGAGGAGGAGGAAGAAAGGGAGGAAAACUUUUUCAAGUGGAGAGAUUUGUACGCCUGGAGAAGACGCGUACUCUUCUCCGCGAGACGAGCGCGAGAACAAGAAGACGAGGAAAGAAGAGCGUCGUUGGAAUCAUCGGCAUCGCUCGAAGAAGACGAAGAAAAAGAGUGGACGCAAUCGAUGUCUACUUCCACUUCUUGGAUGUCAACACAUUUGAAGUAUAGAUUAGCCGUGUGUGACGAUAAGUCUGUAUUCACCUGCGACCCGCGCGAAGACGGCGGAAUGAUACGAAUGCUGCACGAAACGACCAUGAAUCGAUUCGUAUUCACCAGUUUGACCUGGUCGAACAACGGCGAGUUGUUGUCAGUCUUGAUGCAAUCUUUGAAAGGGUACUCAGUUUUGUGCGCGGCGCCACACGAGAGCAAUUUUUGGAGAGCUAAGAUGAAAUGCGAUCUGAGCACGAUGGCAAAACUAUCCAGAGAAGAUGAUUUGGACGACGAUGGAGAUAGCGGCGGGAAGAAUAAAAAAGGUUUGAAAAUCAUAGAUGAGGAAGAAAAAGAGAACGAAGAGAAGAGGAGGAAAUUGGCCGGAGAUGUGUUGUCCGCUUUGGACGACUCUGCUGAUGAAGGAAGAGUAUUAGACGGAGAGGAAGAAAAAGAAGCCGAGGAAUACGACGCGGAUAUGGACGUAAACUCUGAGAAAGCGGCUGAGGAAGAAGAGGAAGAAGCCGAGGCGUUUCCUUUGUCCAAGAAAAUCUUCGACAUUUACGAGUCAGAAGAAGAAGAAGAAGAAGAAGAAGAAGAAGAAGAAGAAGAAGAGAAAGAAGAAGACGAUGAAAGGAAUGAAGGCGGCGACGACGAAGGUUGCAAGAAAAAGCGCAAAACGACGAAGCAUACUUCCUUUUUGCUACAAACAGCCUCGGGAAAGAAAAGAGGAGAGAAGAAUGACACGUCAACGAAAAAGAGAAAGACGAUUUACGAAAAGAAGGAAAAGAAAGAAGUCACGAUCAAGUUACCGUCUUCACCUCCUCCGCUCGUUAAUUGUAUCGUCUUGCCGACGACGAUGGUUCCCUUUGGAAUUCAGUUUGCUCCGUGCGGAACAAAGUUGGCCAUUGUUGCGAAAGAAAAAGCGAUCGUACCGCAAGUUCAAGUGCAACAACAACCAACGGUAUCAGCAGUUCCAGUACCAUUACCGCAACCUGCGAUAGGAGCAGCGGAAGCAGCAAUAGCUAACGACGGCAAUAAUGAUGAUAAUCCACCUGCCGCAGCCGAACUCGAUGAGGUAGGCGGUGAAGUGAACGCGCAAGCGGCAGUGGCCGAGACGGUUGCCGGGGCACCCAAUCAAAAUAAUGUGGGCGUUCAGACGAUGGAAAAUCAACAGCAACAACAACAAAACACGGUCGAUCCUCCUCCUCAGGUUCCAGAGAUGCAAAUGCCACAAGGGCGAGAUGUCUCGUUAUCCAUGCUCGAUUUAGUACAAACGAUGAAUUCUCUGUAUGGAUUCGCGAACAAUGGGUUGAAAUUUCCUCGAGCGUCUCAUCCAGGUGGCCGCGAGAUUGUGCAGAAGAUUGAACAGAAAGAUGCGAGCAUGUUCUUCUCGUUCGCGCCGGACAAUUCGGGUGACAUGAUAGGCAUUUCGAAAAAGUUGAGCGCAUUGCGCUUGAUUGAAAAUGCGACGAAUCUUCCAAUUUCUAGAGGAAAGAAAAAGAAAUCUUUAUUUCCCGAGGACGAAUUAGACGCGUAUCAUCGUGGUAACGGUGAUUAUCAUCGCCACCAUCACGACACGUCAACGCCGGUGCCGUUAUCUUUUCAACAACAUUACAUCAAUUCCAACAAAAGAUCGAUGUCGGAAGAAGGACAGCGGAGAGGAGACAUGAUGGCUUUGGACGAUGAUGAAGUUGAUUUAAACGAAUUAAAUGUCAUGAAUGAACACGCGCGAAUGCUCCACUCAUGGGAACAACGCGAGGCCGAAGUCAUUUCUGGGUUCCUCAAGUAUCCACUUUGGAAUCGAACGAAAAAGUUUGUUUGCACCGUGGCGAAUCAUUCACUUACUCCCGCAAUCUCCAAGUUGACCUCUUUCGUCACAGAAAGUGGUCAAAGACUGAUUCAAGUGUGUCGACAGCCCGUGCUUCAGUUACGUUUGAAGAGAAAACGAGGAAUGCGGAUGAUGAAUGAUUCCGAUAAUGAAGAGUUCAAUGAUGACGAUAGUUUUCGCAGUCUAUCGAGCGACCAAUACGACGGACGUCAGCAUGAUGAUAUGGCAGGUGGAUAUACGAACAGAAGGGUGAUACCACCGCAGAUUAACAAGUUUUCUUCGUUAUCCUCAAAGCAGUUGUACGAGCAAGAAAUGAUGUCGCUGAAAGAAACGACGAGGGUGCCCCUCGCGCGCUCUGAGUCAAAGGCUCGAUUUUGCAAGAAGAAGGAUGUGCUUUGGCAAAUCGGCAGAGGGCACGUUCCAAUUACGCACCACGUGCAUUGGAUUCCGGGUAAACGAAACACUCAAAAUCAGAUGACGGCGGCUUCGUCACGUGGACAUUGGUUGGUUCCGUUUACUUUACCAGAUUCCUUUCCUCCGAUUACGUACAUGAUGCUCAUACCAGCGCCGCCGUCAUCUCUUUCCUCUUCUUCAAAAUCGACGGCAACCACAGAACUUGAAGUUGGUGAGAGGGAAACUUUUCUCGACGACGACGACGGCGAAGAAGAGGGUGAGGAGGAACCUCUAAACGUGGACAAUUACAUCAAAGAUGUCAUCGCCAAACACCAACAAAAUCAGCUGUUUGACCAACUUUCGAAAGAACGCGAGCUAGGUGCCAAGAGAGAUAUUUCAAAGUUUGAAAAACUCAUCGUGUGCGAAGUUCAACCUUCCUCUGUGUUUGUUGAACCAGAUGUGACGGUCCCGUUUGUGCUAGCCGCUAGACCUGGUGGCGAGCACGUCGCGUGGGCGGACGAACGCGCCGUUUACUUGAGACGCACGGACCCGAUCAAAGGUGGACCAAUCAGCGACGCGGUGAAAAUUCUCGAUUUGAACGCGUGCACGUUUAGUACCAGAGACGAAUAUAACACCGAGUUUAUGACGUACGAAGCAUACGGCCAAGGAUUAGCGGGUGACCAGCCGCUAAACGCAAUCGUGGAACCGAUUUUAUACUACGUCGUCGCUUUGAAAUGGUCCAACUCUGGCGAUAGGUUGUUGAUAUGUUUGUGCACCGUCUUUAGCGGCGCAAGCACGUAUUGCGUAUACCAGUGGGUCACUUGGGAUCCGCCCGGAGCUUUCUUUUACAAGGAAGAGGACUUUCCGUUUGAGGAUAUUUGUAACACCUUGUUAGACGAUAGCGCAAGCGCGCUCGAGGUGGAUGAAAACGGCCGCAUUGAAGACUGCGCGACAAUUACCAUCGGCAGUUAUUUUUUCCCUUCUCGACAAUUUAAAGAAAAAGUCUUGUUAGUUGAUGGUGGAUUGAAACAAAUCUGGUCGCCAAACGAAGACGCAAUCGUGUUUCCAGUCAUGCUUUCGAUCAAGAAAAGUCCUCUGCCGACAUACACAACGAGCACGCAAACCAACGCGACGCAGCAGCAGCAACAACAGCAGCAGCAACAAAAUGCGUUCGUCGAUUUCAUUGUCAUCCAAGAAUUUCCUCUCGCAUCGAAAAAGACGACAAGCAGCGAUGAGAAGAAUAACAGAACUAAUAAAAAGAAAGGUAACAACAUUAGAAAUAGUAAGCAGCAGCAACAAAAACAACAACAACAUCACGAAAAGGAAGAGAGAUUGCGAACGUAUCAAAUCGACGACGAAAUAGCGAUUCCGUUUCGCGCUAGGUUUCUCCCGAAGAAACACAAAGGUAAAAAUUUCAUUCGAGUUUGCGAAGGCAAAUUCUGCGCGUGGUCGCAAUAG
Molecule: messenger RNA, 4512 nt
Organism: Bathycoccus prasinos
Lineage: Eukaryota; Viridiplantae; Chlorophyta; Mamiellophyceae; Mamiellales; Bathycoccaceae
Exons: 1
Coding region: 1-4512 (1503 amino acids)
Biological process (GO): cytoskeleton organization; regulation of cell shape; regulation of transcription by RNA polymerase II
Cellular component (GO): nucleus
Molecular function (GO): protein binding
Source: RefSeq, a predicted model, not a curated record